Messenger RNA from Eutrema salsugineum, 1302 nucleotides. RefSeq lists its product as uncharacterized. The transcript has 3 exons. Lineage: Eukaryota; Viridiplantae; Streptophyta; Magnoliopsida; Brassicales; Brassicaceae. The record is from RefSeq and is a predicted model, not a curated record. Bases 103 to 1098 code for a protein of 331 amino acids.
CCUUUCUCUCUUCCCUAAACUCAUUUUCUCUCAACCCAAAAGAUACAGAGUUUAUCAAAGAUUCUGAGUUUACCAGCGAGCUGAGUUGCAGAUGCUGUUGCAAUGGGAAAGCACUCAAAGGAGAACGAUCACGGUCAACAGCAGCAGAAUCUCGACCCUGAGAACCCUCGUUUCUUCUGUCGGAGCUGUUCCUCUGCUCUGUCGCGUCUGUUUGGUCUCGGAUGUGUCAUCUUUUUGGCCCUUAGCUUUGCGAUUCUUCUUUCUGCGAUCUUCUGCUUAUUCCCGCGUCGAUCCCCGUCUCAUUUCGACGCCGAUGAGAUAGUUAAACUCACUGCAUCAGCACAAGCAUACUUUAGACUUCAUAAACCAACUUCUGAGGUUAUUUCCCAUAAACGAAGACUAGAGAAGGAUAUCUUUCGGAGUAUAGAUCUUAAGAACACCAAGGUGACUAUUCUGUCUCUGCAUCAAUCAGAUGCAUCUAAUCACACAGAUGUGGAGUUUGCGGUUCUGCCUGUCCCUCCUGACUACACAAUAAAAAAAGACGACUUAACUUCACUGCGAACGUCUUUUGUUAAGCUGUUUUCUCAAAGAUGGAAUAUGAAUCUGACCACAUCAAGUUUUGGGAAGCCAACUUCAUUUCAGGUUUUGAAAUUUCCCGGGGGAAUCACUGUAGAUCCUCUGGGAUCUAGACCUGUGUCUGGAGUACUAGAGAUUCUGUUUAACUUUACACUCGGAAUUUCGAUAUCCGAGAUACAAGAUAAACUGGCUCAGCUAAAGAGUCAACUUGAGCUUGUGUUGCGUUUGGAGCCAUAUGAGACUGUUCAUGUCUUACUCACGAAUGAAGAAGGAUCUACGAUAUCUCAUCCAGUAACUGUUCAGGUUUAUGUUGUCUCAACUAUAGGAAACCAUCUUCAGCAGAGAUUGGACCAUCUUGCUCAGGUCAUUCAAACAUCCCGUGCUAAAAAUCUCGGUCUAGACAACUCAGUUUUUGGUGAAGUCAAGAGUAUUACUUUCUCAACUUACUUGGAGGGAAAAAUUCUUGAUUCUGCUUUGGUAUUGAAACCAGCGCCAAAUUCUUGCUUCCCUUCUCUCUGUUAAGUCUUCACAUGAAGCUUCUUACCAAACUGAGCAAAGUUUUUUCUUUUUUCCUCUUUUCAAGUACCUGAUUUCUCUUCUGGCAAGGAAGAAAACUUGUGUGUAUGUUUCUUGUCUUGCUCGCUAAGUAGCGGUGACCAAAUGUAUAUAAAAUAUUAGAGAUCGGUGACUGACAGAAUCUACAUAGCUUUAGAAUCAACGGUCUCA